AUGUGGCCGUUUACAAGGGAAUCGCCACCCGAAGUCGCCGUGGAGAAUAACAUCUCCACUCACAACAUUGUGGGCUACUCUGUGGACGCCCUGUUCAUCAUCGCGGCGAUCAUCAUCGUCAUCGUCUGGCGUUGGCGCAGGAAUGCGCGACGCCUGAAACAACUGGAGGGCGCAGCGACGAAGCUGCGGUCAUUCCGUGAGCAACAAUGUGGUGUGGUGGUCAUGUUUUCCAAACGACUGGGUCAUGUUUUCACCUUCAAGCGGAAACCGGUGGUGCUUCGGGAUUCCUUCCAUUUGGCUGUUCGACCCUAUCUUAUUCUUGGACUACCAUUUGGGAUAUUUCCACUGUCGAAUGUCUUCGAUCGAAGCCCUGAACACCUUCGGUUGAAAAGAUUCUCCCUCCGAGUUCUCCACAAUUUGGUAGUGAUUUUUGCAGGAUUUGCGUUGACCAUUUGGGAGCUGCUAAGGCUAGGCAACGUUGGAAUAAGUGCUAAGAACAUCAAUGGCCUGGUAUUUUUUGCAGACACAACGCUCAUCAAUAUACUGUUUUUCCAUCUGGCAAGCCGAUGGAACCAACUUGCACUGCUAUGGGACCAGGUUGAUCGCAUUUUUGAGACUGAUACCUACCGGAUCGAAAGCUGGUGGACAUUGCGUCGGCGCCUUUCGGUGGUGGCUGGGGUUCUGAUAACCUGUGCCAUAGGAGAACAUCUCUUGGCCUGUGCAAAUAUGAUAAAUGAUCAGCAGCACGAAAUACAAAUUUGCGGAUGGACAAACAUAAGCGACCCUUUCCGGCACUUUGCGUUGCGCAAAUUUUCUAAUGUUUAUAGCUAUUUUCCGUACAACCGUUGUAGACACUGUCUGAAGUGUCUACAACGAUCUGUGGAAAAAGCUACGAAAAAAAGACGACGCGGAAGUCAGGCGGAAAACAGUAGUAGCGUCGACAGUUAG
Molecule: messenger RNA, 948 nt
Organism: Uranotaenia lowii
Lineage: Eukaryota; Metazoa; Arthropoda; Insecta; Diptera; Culicidae
Product: gustatory receptor for sugar taste 64a-like
Exons: 5
Coding region: 1-948 (315 amino acids)
Biological process (GO): detection of chemical stimulus involved in sensory perception of taste; sensory perception of sweet taste
Cellular component (GO): membrane
Molecular function (GO): sweet taste receptor activity
Source: RefSeq, a predicted model, not a curated record